Messenger RNA from Rodentolepis nana, 564 nucleotides. NCBI's taxonomy places the organism in Eukaryota, Metazoa, Platyhelminthes, Cestoda, Cyclophyllidea, Hymenolepididae. The record is from the annotation of a GenBank genome assembly.
CCGACUGGAAAUAAAGAAGAAACAGUGGACAGUGGUACUCUCCGAUAUAGCCGACUGACCAAGAAUCGAAGCCGUUGCAACAUACCCGACUGGCCAAGAAUCGAAGCCGUUGCUGAGUUUAGAGUGGCACUCUACCACAUAGCCGAAUGGCCAAGAAUCGAAGCCGUUGCUGAGUUUAGACUUUGGCCAAGAAUCGAAGCCGUUGCUGAGUUUAGACUACGUACCGGACGGAUUGCCUGGCAAAACACCUUCAAAGAUUGGGAGUAUACACUGGCGCCUUCACAGAUUAGGAGAGGAAAUGGAGAAGACCCACCUGAUUCGAUGUCUAGCCCUAAAGACAAGAACGGAAAGCCAGAGAUACUGGAAAGCAAGAAGACAGCUAAGGAAUUGCUAUUAAUUAACUGCUAUAUAGAUACCCCUCCCCCUUUGGGGNACCCGACUGGCCAAGAAUCGAAGCCGUUGCUGACACGAUUGCCUGGCAAAACACCGUCACAGAUUAGAGUAUACACUCAACCAACAUGCCCCUAUGUAACCCACAGGAGAAAAUGGAGAAGACCCACAUGA